AUGGCACGAGGGUAUUAUAAAAUUAGGAUAAAUCGAUAUGGGACAUGGAUGAGAACAAGCAACAAGGUUGAAGGAAUUAGUAUUGCUUCUACCAUGGGAGUUUGUUUUAGCACCAAAAUUAAAGCAGGGUUAAAUUCAAAGCAUGACAAUGCCGAUACAAAAGAUCUCAGCAGUCCAAGUAGUAAAAUUACAGAAGAUCUCAGUAGCACAAUUAGUAAGGUCUUAGAGGUUUCGGUGCCUCAGACUCUUCAGAGUGAGGGUGAGAUCUUGCACUCAUCCAAUCUAAAGAACUUUAGUUUGACAGAACUUACAGCUGCUACAAGAAAUUUCCGUAAGGACAGUGUGCUAGGAGAGGCUGGUUUUGGAUCAGUUUUUAAGGGCUGGAUUGAUGAUCACUCGCUCUCUGCUGCCAAACCUGGCACGGGCAUUGUUGUUGCAGUGAAAAGACUUGGCCAGGAUAGCUUCCAAGGUCACAAGGAGUGGUUGGCAAGGCGCGGUAUGACUUAUGAAGCAAGUCUCGAGGAUGAAGUAAACUAUCUAGGCCAGCUUUCUCAUCCUCAUCUAGUGAAACUAAUUGGGUAUUGCUUUGAAGAUAGAGACCGCCUACUGGUCUAUGAAUUUAUGCCUCGUGGUAGCUUGGAGAAUCACUUGUUCAUGAGAGGCUCAUAUUUUCACCCUAUUUCUUGGGGGCUGCGUUUGAAAGUCGCUUUCGGUGCUGCCAAAGGGCUUGCAUUUCUUCACAGUGCUGAAACAAAAGUGAUAUAUCGAGAUUUCAAGACUUCGAAUGUAUUGCUGGAUUCAAAUUAUAACGCAAAGCUUGCUGAUUUGGGGUUGGCAAAGGACGCACCUACACUUGACAAAAGUCAUGUUUCCACCAGAGUAAUGGGAACCUACGGAUAUGCAGCUCCAGAAUACCUAGCCACAGGUCAUGUGAGCGCAAAGAGUGAUGUCUUCAGUUUUGGAGUUGUGCUGCUAGAACUGUUAUCUGGCAGGAGGGCUGUGGACAAGAACAGACCAUCAGGACAGCACAAUUUGGUGGAGUGGGCAAAGCCAUACUUAGCAAACAAGAGAAAGAUUUUGCGUGUGUUGGAUAACCGUCUUGAAGGCCAAUAUGAUGUAGAUGAUGCUUUGAAGGUAGCUACUCUAGCUCUGCGAUGCCUCGCAACAGAAUCCAAGUUGAGACCAACGAUGGACGAGGUUGUCAAAGAUUUGGAGCAGCUGCAGGUUCCCCAUGUACAUCAUAAUCGUUCUCUGAAUACCUCUCGUGGUCGUAGAAAAAGUGCUGAUGAUUUUACCCAUGGUAGAAUCGCUACAGCUUUAGUUUCCCCUCUCUCACGUGACAUUGCAAAUACACGUCCUUGA
Sphenostylis stenocarpa is the source of this 1362-nucleotide messenger RNA. The record is from the annotation of a GenBank genome assembly. Lineage: Eukaryota; Viridiplantae; Streptophyta; Magnoliopsida; Fabales; Fabaceae.